This is a messenger RNA of Aspergillus caelatus, 816 nucleotides long. Its product is annotated as WD repeat protein. The annotation marks the transcript as partial. The record is from RefSeq and is a predicted model, not a curated record. NCBI's taxonomy places the organism in Eukaryota, Fungi, Ascomycota, Eurotiomycetes, Eurotiales, Aspergillaceae. The transcript is spliced from 4 exons. Gene Ontology annotation, molecular function: protein binding.
AUGCAUACACUCAAAGCCACAGCGUCUUCAUCGCUCUCACUCGCUCAGGACAAUUACAUCUACUCCAUUGCUUCAUCAAGCCCAGGCUCAUUCGCAGCCAUUGCUUCGGACGACUCACUGCGUGUGUUUGACGCCGCUAGUCUUGGCCAUGUCUCUGUGGUGGCUGCCGACGCCCACAAGGGAGUUACGUCGUUGAAAUCGUACGAUGCGGGUCAGCAACUGCUUGCCACUGGAGGAAGAGACGGGAGGGUGAAGCUUUGGGAUCUGCGGAAUGGCAAGAGGUCGGCAGUUGUAGAGGUGGAGACAUCAAGGGACGCACCGGUUCUAUCUAUAGCCUGUUGUCCUGCAACAAACAGCCUCGUAGCCGGCACUGAGCUUGUUUCUUCCCAGGCUGUUGUUGCUUUUUGGGAUGUCAGAUCCCCGGGUCAAUCUCGACUUCAGUAUGUUGAAAGCCACAAUGACGAUGUCACUGAGCUCCAAUAUCACCCAACGAGGAACAAUAUCGUGCUUUCCGGAAGCACGGAUGGUCUAGUCAACGUCUAUAACACCAAUAUUACAGACGAAGAUGAGGCUCUUGUACAAGUUAUCAACCAUGGCUCAGUACAUCAUGCCGGUUUCUUAAGCGAGAGGACCAUUUAUGCUCUCAGUCACGAUGAAGUCUUCUCGAUUCAUCCGGCUACGGAUCCGGAAGAGGAAGCGCAGGAGCCUAAUCCUGUGCAGUUCGGAGACUUGAGACAGCCCCUAGGCUGUGAAUACAUUGCUCAGCUAUGCGUUGGCAGUCAGGGCCCCUAUGUCGCCGCUGGCCAUAAAAUGUCA